This is a messenger RNA of Camellia sinensis, 1268 nucleotides long. Lineage: Eukaryota; Viridiplantae; Streptophyta; Magnoliopsida; Ericales; Theaceae. The record is from RefSeq and is a predicted model, not a curated record.
AAUUGGCAAACCCACCAAGUGUUGACAUUAAUCAAGAAGGUGAAUUUGUCAGUUCUCAGGAACUGCCUUUCAUGGAGUUGGCUACUAUAAUGGCAGCCACAGACAACUUCUCUGAUUCAAAUAAGCUCGGACAAGGUGGGUUCGGCACUGUUUACAAGGGUGUCUUGUCUGAUGGCAAGGAAAUAGCAGUUAAAAGACUAUCGAGGAAAUCAUGGCAAGGAUUAGAGGAGUUCAUGAAUGAAGUCAUAGUAAUUGCAAAACUUCAACACAGAAACCUUGUCAGACUUUUGGGUUGUGGCAUACAGGGAGAAGAAAAGCUGCUCAUAUAUGAAUACAUGCCUAACAAAAGCCUUGAUCUCUUCCUAUUUGAAAAUAGACAAAACAUUACCUGGAGAAAGUGUGUGCGCUUUAAUAUUAUUCGUGGCAUUGCUCGAGGACUACUUUAUUUGCACGAAGACUCAAGGCUUAAAAUCAUAUACAGGGAUCUAAAGCCUAAUAAUGUUCUAUUGGACCAAGAAAUGGUCGCUAAGAUACCAGAUUUCGGAAUGGCGAGAAUUUUUGGUGAAGACCAAAACACUGCUAACACCAAAAGAGUUGUAGGAACAUAUGGAUACAUGGCUCCAGAAUAUGCAAUGGGAGGAUUAUUCUCUAUGAAAUCUGACGUCUUUAGUUUCGGAGUAAUUUUGCUGGAGAUCAUUAGUGGGAAAAGAAACAGUGGCUUUUACCUUACGAAACAUGCUCCGACACUCCUUGCUUAUGCAUGGCGACUAUGGAAUGAAGGAAAAGAAUUGGAAUUUUUGGAUCCAUUGUUGGCGGGAUCAUGCCCCGUGACAGAAGUUGUACGAUGCAUUCAUAUCGGGCUUUUGUGUGUCCAAGAAGAUCCAGCAGAUAGGCCCAAUAUGUCAUCUGUGGUUGUUUUGUUGGGAAGUGAAUCAGCAACACUUCCUCAACCAAGACAACCUGCAGUUUCUGUUGGCAGAAUUGCUCAUAUGAAGUCAUCUUCGACCACAGAUCCUUCUGCAAAUCAGGACACUAUUUCUAGCAUAUCACCGCGAUAACUAUCGAAAGGCUGUCUCUUGCCAUGCUUAUCGUGGCAUGCUUUAGCUGUAGAUUGAAGUACUCUUUGUGCAAGUGGCUGUAGAUUAAUAGUAAGGGGAUUAACAAUAGAAGAGAUUUGUGUAGGAUUAAUAAUCCAACUAGAUUACUGGGAUAUGUAAUUUCUUCUUGUCCACGUUUGUUUUGCAAUAUAUAAAACCAUACUUGUCAUU